Molecule: messenger RNA, 693 nt
Organism: Purpureocillium takamizusanense
Lineage: Eukaryota; Fungi; Ascomycota; Sordariomycetes; Hypocreales; Ophiocordycipitaceae
Exons: 2
Coding region: 1-693 (230 amino acids)
Source: RefSeq, a predicted model, not a curated record
AUGUCUGUUCUCUUGACGAUACUCGCCUUCGUGGCGCUCGCCUCUGCCCACUCCGUCAUCACAUAUCCCGGCUGGCGGGGGAACAACUUGAUUACAAACGAGACGUUUCCCUACGGCAUGCAAUGGAUGUACCCUUGCGGCGGCAUCGGCACCACAACAAACCGCACAUACUGGCCCACGACUGGUGGCGCCGUGUCCUUCCAGCCAGGCUGGUUCCGCGGCCACGCCACCGCACUGGCCUUUAUUAACCUGGGCUUCGGCACGGACGGUCCGGAUCACGGCCCAGAGAACAUGUCGUUCCCCAUGGUCAAGCCCUUCCAGAUCAUCGGCCCGACCAACAACCCCUUCCCCGGCACCGUCUGCCUGCCGCAAGUGCCCCUUCCCGUCAACGCCACCGUAAAGGCCGGCGACAAGGCCACCAUCCAGGUCGUCGAGCUCGCCCAGCAUGGCGCCGCGCUCUACUCGUGCGUCGAUAUCAUCUUCGCCGAGCCCGGCGACCCCCGCAUCGGCGAGGUCAACGAGACCAACUGCUUCAACUCGACCGACAUUGGCUUCGCCCAAAUGUACACCAUCACGACAAAGAACUCGGGCUCCGAUGCCUACGUCAAGAGCGGCGCCGUCGAGGCCGUCCGCAGGUUGAGCUGGGUCGGGUACCUGCCUCUUGCACUCGGCGGCCUGUGGGCGCUCCUAUGA